Messenger RNA from Pseudonaja textilis, 1675 nucleotides. It is a transcript of the gene AGXT, whose product is annotated as alanine--glyoxylate aminotransferase. Gene Ontology annotation, molecular function: L-serine:pyruvate transaminase activity; L-alanine:glyoxylate transaminase activity. Gene Ontology annotation, cellular component: peroxisome. The record is from RefSeq and is a predicted model, not a curated record. NCBI's taxonomy places the organism in Eukaryota, Metazoa, Chordata, Lepidosauria, Squamata, Elapidae.
UUUAUCUAAGAUUUGUUUAUUUUGUUUGACUCUAACAACCCUUCUAUUUAAGGUCAGCUAUGGGCAGUUUGUUCCUAGUGCAGCAGGCAAUAGGUUGGUGUCGUGUUCGGCUGCCCGUGGUUGUAACUCAGAGAUUCUGUACCAUGUCUUCUCAAAGACAUUGGGUGUCUCCUCCUGCAUCUCUACUACAGCCACUAUCUGUCCCAGACAGAUUAUUACUAGGACCUGGGCCUUCCAAUUCUCCUCCACGGGUCUUGACUGCAGGUAGCCGACAGCUCAUAGGACAUCUACACAAAGAGUUGAUUCAGAUAAUGGAUGAUAUUAAGGGGGGAAUCCAGUAUAUAUUCCAGACACAGAACCCUCUCACACUGGCUAUCAGUGGCACAGGCCACUGUGCAAUGGAAGCCGCCUUCCUGAAUUUGGUGGAACAGGGAGACAAAGUCUUAGCAGCUGUGAAUGGAAUUUGGGGAGAACGAGCAACUGACAUCGCAAGCAGACUUGGAGCUGAAGUACAUCAAUUGGUAAAGGCUCCUGGAGAAUAUUUUACUUUAGAAGAAAUAGAAAGGGGCUUGAUGCAGCAUUCGCCCUUUUUAUUUUUCAUCACACAUGGAGAAUCAUCCACUGGAGUAGUUCAGCCACUGGAUGGCCUGGGAGACCUCUGUCACAGAUAUAAUUGCUUGCUACUGGUAGAUGCUGUGGCAUCAUUAGGUGGCACUCCAAUACUUAUGGACCAGCAAGGUAUUGACAUUCUGUAUUCUGGCUCCCAGAAAGUUUUAAGUGCACCACCUGGUGCUUCUCCCAUUUCUUUCAGCAACAGAGCCAGAAAGAAGAUUCAUACUCGGAAGACAAAGCCAAUUUCCUUUUACCUGGAUAUGGAAGAGCUAUCUGCAUACUGGGGCUGUGAUGGUAAUCCAAGGAAAUAUCAUCAUACUGCACCUAUUAGCACAUUCUUCUGCUUGCGAGAAGCUUUGGCAAUUUUUGCAGAAAAGGGACUAGAGACUUCCUGGAAGCUUCAUAAAGAAAACAGCCUCUAUCUCUGUGCAGGACUGCAGAAGUUGGGUCUCAAACUCUUUGUGAAAGAACCAGAUGCAAGACUUCCAACAGUCAACACUAUCUUUGUGCCCGAGGGGUAUGACUGGAAGGAAAUAACUGAAUAUAUUAUGAAAAAUCAUGAGAUUGAGGUCUCUGGAGGUCUGGGACCUUCAGCAGGCAAGGUUCUUCGCAUUGGAUUGAUGGGCUACAACUCCACUAAACCCAAUGUUGACAGAGUCCUCCAUGCCAUAGGAGAGGCCCUCCAGCACUGUCUCAAGAACAAACUCUGAGCUCUUUUCACUUUCACAUUCUUCAAUCUGCUUUGUGCAGAAGCUUCUACAGUUCAUUCGUCAAGAGAGCACAGAUAAUUAACCAAGGUGUUGGAGGCCCUCUGCACAAGUUUCUUAAUUGCAUAGUUCAAAAAUACAUAUGUAGUUACAGCUUACAUUUUACACAAGGAUAAAAUCUGUUUUCAUUUCAAUUAAUUUUUACUCACUAAUAUAAUCAAAUUAUAUGCAAACUACUAAGUGGGAAUUUGGCUUGUGUCAUUCCUUUUGCAUUUCUUCACUGAAUGUAUAGUCUUGUGCAAAGUGACUAAUGUUUACACCAUAGACACUCUGCAUAGCAUACAGGUAUUAUCUAA